CAUCUUUUUGAAAGCGGAAGUGAGCAGGUUGUGAAACAAAAAUGACAGAGCUAAAAUCUUUCAGCUUGAAAGAAGUGAAGGAGCAUAAUGACUCUAAAUCGACCUAUCUGGUUAUCUAUGAUCAGGUUUAUGAUGUGACCAAGUUUUUAGAAGAGCAUCCUGGUGGUGAAGAGGUUUUAUUGGAACAAGCAGGAGGAGAUGCCACAGAUGCAUUUGAAGAUGUCGGCCAUUCCACCGAUGCACGCGAGCUGAUGAAAGAUUACUUAGUUGGAGAUAUUGUUGAGUCUGAUAAAAAGAACAGGAAGAAACAAGAGCGGUUAACACCAGCCAUGCAAGCAGAACAGUCCAGUGGCUGGACAGGAUGGUUGAUACCCCUGGGAAUUGCCAUGGCGGCCGCCAUUCUUUACAGAUUUGUGAUAGCCCCCAGCUCUUCGUAACACAUAUUGACUGUCUAAAAAGCACUAAACAAAGGACCAAGUCAGGAGGCUGAAGCGGGAAAGGUUCUUAGUGAACAACUCGAAUCUUUUUCUUUUUCGCUUCUUGAAGUGUGAUUCUCUGUUCUCUUAAUAUUUAUAAUGUAAUUCAUCAAUAAAUUCAACAUUGGCCUGAAUUUUUCUAUUGAUAAAUACUUGAAAAACAUGGUUGUUUUCAGUGUGGUUUUAUUUAAUAUGUAGCAUAUGUGCUGCUUAUACCUUCAAAGUUUAAGUUUACAAAUUACUGGUAACAACAUUCGCAAUCACUAAGUGUUAAAAAAAUUAUGACUUAAAGAAGCCAAGCUUGCUUUAAAAAUGGACACAAAAGCACUUAACAGCUAUAUUGCAUUAAAUGUGUACAGAAUACUAUAGAUGACUAUAGUUAUUUGUUCAGAACUUUGUUCAGUGUUGAAAAUAGUUGCAAAAGAAAAUCGUAGCAAAAUAAAGGCAAAUAAAUAGACAAUGUACAAUUUUGUACCCAUUGUUUCAUGUAACAGUGUUUUCUUUGUAGUCAUCUAUACAAUAAGUCCCAUAUCAGAAUCAUUCUCAUUAAUCAGAGGUUUGAUAAUGAUAAAUCUAUGUUGUAUGUGUAGCAUCAUAACUGGUGUACGAGAAUGAUCAGAAUGGUAACAAAUAGAACUGUUUUAUAGUGCUACAAAUAACGUUAGUCACUUAUGCAGCACCUUCGUUACAUAUGCUGUUCUUGACAACAAGAUACAAGACAGUUUCAUCACUCCAAACCCUCAUGAUUGGAAUUACUCACCUGCGCUAAAGCACUCAUGUAUAAUAUCAAUAACUCUGAUUAUGGGUGCCGUAACUCUUUUUUUGGUGGCAAUAUUUAGCACUAUAUUUGUAAUCGAACUGUAAUAUCUUUUUGGAAUUUAAGUUUAACUGUGUGGAAGUUGAAAUUUAGUCAUAGUUCUACAUGUUUGUUGUACUUUUUAAUAAAAGUAUUAUUUGUAAUAUCGUUAACAAAUUUAAUCAAUAUACUUUGCCGAGUUUACAUAUUAAUUAAAACAAUCUGAAAACUGUAACUUAAAUACUUUUCAUAAGUCAAGUAAGUAGAUAUUUAUUCAACAUAUUAUACAUGCAUUAAGCAGAUGGUUAUGUUAUUUCAUGGAAACAUUUAUCUUGAGCCAUGUGUGGGUGUUUUGAUGUGUAUACAUGUACAGACAAAAUUAUAUAAUGGUGUGUUAAAAGUUUUUCCAUAGCAUUUCUGUAUGUUUCAGCGAAAUGUUGUUUCUUUUCCUGUGCAAUUGCUGUUUUGAAAUUCUAUGAAUGCCAAUAUUAAACACACAAUGAUACAUUCCCUUCUUAAAUCCAGAUUUUCACAUAUAUAAUUUUUUUUUUGGAAAACUCAUUCUUAACACUUACAGUAGUACAUUUAUAAAUUAUGAUAACAAAUCAUUGAAGUAAUGUGAGAAAUCUUUUUUCCAUCUGCAAUGUGUUGCUAUUAUUUUUGUCUUAAAGCGCAAUAUUGUCAUAUACCUUUUGUAAAGGCUGUUUUCUGUAUGUUUGUAAGUCACAUUUUAGAAGACGCAAUCAUUGCUGUUUUACAUGCGGUCUGUUUUAGAACUACUCAACUUUAUUACAUAAUAUAUUUUUACAACUGCAUCUAGGUUGUUCUCUGUAAGUCAAUUUUCGUGGGGGUGGGGGUAUUAAUUUAACCUUUUUUUAACCAGUCAUUUUAAAAAUAAUAUACUGAUACUAAUAUACUCGUAUAUAUAAUAAAAUAAAACGAAAAUGUUUCAAUACAGAAUAUUCUACAAGUGGUUUAUCAAAUUGAAUAGUAAAGAUUCUAAUUUUUA
Molecule: messenger RNA, 2281 nt
Organism: Mya arenaria
Lineage: Eukaryota; Metazoa; Mollusca; Bivalvia; Myida; Myidae
Product: cytochrome b5-like
Exons: 6
Coding region: 42-437 (131 amino acids)
Cellular component (GO): intracellular membrane-bounded organelle; membrane
Molecular function (GO): heme binding
Source: RefSeq, a predicted model, not a curated record